Molecule: messenger RNA, 240 nt
Organism: Rotaria sordida
Lineage: Eukaryota; Metazoa; Rotifera; Eurotatoria; Philodinida; Philodinidae
Source: the annotation of a GenBank genome assembly
AUGAUUGAAAUGAUGAAUUUCGAUAAUCUCUUUCGAUGUUUUAUAUUAACUCAAGCAUUUGUACGUGGUUGGGGAAAUCCAUUUCAUUUACAAGAAAUUUUUACCUAUCGACGUGAAAAAAUUGGUAAACAAAAAGGUAAUCAAAAUUAUAUAAAUGCUCGAUUUGGUUCACCACUUGCCAAUUAUUUACCAUAUUUGGUAAGUAAUUAAAAUUAUUUGAAUCAUUUAAUUAAUAUUAUC